GCCGGUCCCGGGUUUUGGUAAGCGUCGCUGUCAGUCUCGCAAUGGCGUUAGUGAACAUAAGACGUGUGUUCGUUUAGUUUCACUUCAACCCGAGCGGACACCGGCCCAAAAUAUUGGCCCGUCUAUCCGUAUUUGAAUUACAGGGAAUCACUUGUAAUUCAUCUUAAACAAAAAGAGACUUACGAGUCAAUACGGACAGUCAAAUUUUGGUACGAUAUCCACUCAGGACGAAUCAUUUCAAGAUCAUGUUCAUCUCAUCAUAGUUCCUUAAUAGUAUUGUGUUUGUGCUAGUGUUUUGUGAACACGAGUGGAACGUGACAGUGUUUGUGUGUUGUGAUGGAUCCCGGAUCACCCUCGUUGUUAUGGCCGUUGCGGCUGAGCAAGCCGGCGGUGACGAUGCCGGUGCCCAGUACAGGAGAGAGCAGUAAAGCUGAAGACCGAGCGCAGUCCCCAGGGCUGCAGGAGCGGCUGUCCGCGGCGCCACCGAGCCCGGCGCCACCCAGUCCCGCACCAACCCAACAUCAAUUCCAAGCAGCUCUCGUUGCUGAGAAGUACCUCCUGCUGGAACAAGUCGAAGGUUCCUCGUUAUGUCGGUGUGUAGACGUGCGUACCCAAGAGGAAUAUGUAUGCAAGGUUGUGUCCCGAGACUGCAGCAGUUUACUACAAGCACAUUACCGUCUCGACGGGCAUCCGCACGUCAAUCCUAUUCACGAAGUCCUAGUCGGCGAUAAGAGGGUGUACCUGAUCUUCCCUCGGUCGCAUUCAGAUCUACAUUCAUACGUUCGGGCGAGGAAAAGGCUAAGAGAGCACGAAGCCCGAAGACUCUUCAGACAAAUGGCCGAAACGGUAGCGGCGUGCCACGAACAGGGCAUCGUAUUAAGAGAUCUCAAAUUAAGGAAGUUCGUCUUCGCAGACCCACAACGGACGACUUUAAAAUUAGAAUCAUUAGAAGACGCGGUCGUCCUCGACGAUCCGGAGGAAGAUUUACUUCAAGAUAAGCGAGGGUGUCCCGCCUACGUGUCGCCCGAGAUCCUCAAAGCGCACAGAACGUAUUCGGGCAAGGCCGCCGAUAUGUGGUCGCUCGGCGUCAUACUCUACACCAUGCUCGUCGGAAGGUAUCCGUUCAACGACUCCGAGCACGCGUCGCUGUUCGCGAAGAUAUCGCGGGGCUUCUUCGUGGUGCCGGAGUGUUUGUCGUCGCGCGGCAAGUGCCUGAUCAGGUCGUUGCUCCGUCGGGAGGCGGGCGAGCGGCUGAGCGCGGCGGCGGUGCUGCGACACCCCUGGCUGGCGCGGGACCCCCGCAACGAGCUGCCGCCGCGCGCCGCCGCCGCGCUCGACCGCCUCGUGCCCGACUGUCUCUAGUGACGCCCCGCCACGCCACGCCACGACCCGCCCCGACAAGCCACGUGAAGAUACAAACGAACGGGCUGUAUUUAUGAAUUAGGGUCAACCAGGGUACUUUUCGUGUUUUCACCUUGACGGGAGAUAUUUAAUUUAUUCGAUGAUUACAAAACAUAAACCUUUUAUUGAACUGUUAACAAUGACCCUGGUCUCCCGCGAUGGAGCGCCAGAGCGGCUGGCCCGCGACUGCUCCUCUCUAUUUAUUAAGUGGAAGCUCGAACGAUGGUUGAGAACCGCCGCGGCUCGCGUCCCCCGGCGGUAGUGCGAAGGGGCCGCCCCCCGUCCACGUGGAGCCCUCUGUCGGCUCCUGCGUCACAUCAUCGCUGGUCUCGCGAGCGCGACGCGAUCCUUACAAUUUCACAUCAAUAUAAAUGGGUAUAUUGCAUUGAAGUUGUCGUUCUAGUAUUAGGUAAAUUACCUAUGUAUAUUUUGUAAUUUAUAUAUAGUUAUGUCGUGUAAUUAUGAUCUCCACCGAUGUUAUUUAGCGAUUAUACUCGAUUGCCAUUAUGUUGUUGCGCGCAGAAGUGAUACUUAGUUCUUUUGUUUUCACAACGUUACAGUUGCUUCCAUCAUCUUAGGUUUAUAUAAUUUUUUUUAAAUUAAAUAUUAAUGUUUUUGGUUUUUUUUCUUAAUUUAUAUAAACGUUGUUGAUUAAUCGGCGAUUCAGCGUUCGAAAUUAUUAUUCUGUUGCAAAUCAUUGUAUACAUUGUAACCUACACAUCACCAGGUACCUAGAAUGGUAACAGUAAGCGGUCAGUGCCAUGUAUUUAAUUAAAUAAAUGGAUAAAUAAAUAAAUAAACUUAAUUUAUUGUUGUUUGAAUAGUGAAGGCGCUAUGGCGGCAUUAGUUAUCUUAAAUCAUUAUCUCUACACGGUACCUAGUGUUGAGUUUUUUUUUUGUGAUUUUUUCAUAUUUUGUUAAUUAUGUUCAUGAUCAGUUACGUUUAUUUCGCAAUCAUUUAACAGAAUCAUACGUUUUUUUUUUUUUUUAUUGUUAACAUCAUUCGUGUUUUUUUAAUCAUUUUACUUUGUUUUUUUUUUUAAUUUACGUCUCUGGGUUCAGUUUCAAAAAUUCGGUCAGUCUUUGUUGAAAAAGUACUGUACAAUAGUAGCGAUACGAUGUAAAAUAUACUUUAACUACUCUAAUUUAUACCAAUUGUAAAUAGACUUAAGAUAAUUUAAGGAUAAUCGUAAAAAAAAAGCAAGAAUGAUAGAGGGAAUUAAAUAAUUGAAAAAAAUA
Molecule: messenger RNA, 2640 nt
Organism: Bombyx mandarina (wild silkworm)
Lineage: Eukaryota; Metazoa; Arthropoda; Insecta; Lepidoptera; Bombycidae
Product: tribbles homolog 2
Biological process (GO): regulation of MAP kinase activity; protein phosphorylation; positive regulation of proteasomal ubiquitin-dependent protein catabolic process
Cellular component (GO): nucleus
Molecular function (GO): mitogen-activated protein kinase kinase binding; protein kinase activity; ATP binding
Source: RefSeq, a predicted model, not a curated record